Panicum hallii is the source of this 2241-nucleotide messenger RNA. RefSeq names its product stomatal closure-related actin-binding protein 1-like. Gene Ontology annotation, molecular function: actin binding. Lineage: Eukaryota; Viridiplantae; Streptophyta; Magnoliopsida; Poales; Poaceae. The transcript is spliced from 13 exons. Bases 362 to 1843 code for a protein of 493 amino acids. The record is from RefSeq and is a predicted model, not a curated record. Gene Ontology annotation, biological process: regulation of stomatal movement; actin filament organization.
CCAGCCUAGCCCCCCCUACCAGAGUGAGAGAGAGAAGAGAGAGGAGAGAGAGCGCGAGGCGCGAGCACCGAGCAGAACCCGCGCAGAAAAGCAACUACCUCCCCUCCCCCGCUGGCCCGGACCACACCAUCCGACCAUCGAGUCCUCGCCCCCGCAAGAUCCCCAAUCUCGCCGCAGGUGUCUCGCCGGAGCGGCCACCAUUGCUGCGCGCGGAGCUGCCGAUUCCGCGGCCGGCAGUUUCUCUCCAUGCUGCUUCUGUGAGUCCUGCGACUCGAUUCGAGCUCUGUUGGCGUGGGAGGCGGCCGCCCGAGCCGCGGCGAAGGCGCGUUCAUCGGGAGAGGGAUUGCGCCGUAUUUCAUAGAUGACGAAGGCUGCAACUCUUUAUGGGGCCAAGACACACACUGAGACCCUACGACCAGGGCCAUUGCGCCCAGCAAAUAUCAUCAGAAAUAAAUUUCCUACCUACAAGAAUGGUUCAAAUGGUAUCGUGAUCAAACUGGCCGAUGGUCCAGAAAUGCCACCUCUCAAGGAGAUUGUUGCAAAGGAGACUGCAGAUCUACUUGAUCGUCGUCAGCGCCUCUCUGUCCGUGAACUUGCAAUGAAGUUUGAGAAGGGUCUCAACACUGCCACACUGUUGUCCAAUGAGGUUAAAUGGAGACAAGUAGCAUUGCUGGAGAGGGAUAUUCUUUUGAAGAAUCUAAAGAGUGUAUUAGAGUCACUGAGAGGCCGGGUGACAGGCAAAACUAAGGAUGAAAUCGAGGAGUCUAUAUCUAUGGUGGAGAUCCUUGCAGUUCAGCUCUCCAAAAGAGAAGCUGAGUUGCUUCAGCAAAAAGAAGAGGUCACGAAAUUAGCAAAAUCAUUAAAGCAGGCUUCUGAAGAUGCAAAGAGAAUUGUUGAAGAAGAAAGAGCUAAUGCUCAUACAGAGAUAGAAAGUGCUAAGAAUGCUGUCCAAAGAGUUCAACAAGCAGUUCAGGAGCACGAGAAGAUGUCCCAAAGUACCGGGAAGCAAGACAUGGAGGAACUAAAGAAAGAAGCUAGAGAAGCUCGGAGGAUCAAAAUGUUGCAUCAGCCCAGCAAGGCGAUGGAUCUGGAAAAUGAAAUACGAAUUUUACGUAAGACAUUUGCUGAGAAGUCCACGGAUUGUGUUAAUCUUUUGAAAGAGUUGGAACUGCAUAAAAGGUUAAAGGAAAAUGGUACCCCAUCAUUUGAUUUGGAGGGUCUCCAAUGCUUAGGAUCAGUGCUACGUAUAGUUGCUCUCAGUGGUACUCACAUGGACUUGUCAAAUAUUUCAAUCCAGUGGUUCCGCAUACACCCAAAAGAAAGCAACAAAGAGAUCAUUUCAGGUGCCACAAGACCAGUAUACGCCCUAGAGCCACAUGAUGUUGGGCGCUAUUUGCAAGCUGAAAUAGAUGUUGGCGGUGAAAUUGCAGUAGCAAAGACAGCUGGGCCAGUAGACCCUGAUGCUGGAUUGGUGGAAUAUGUGGAGACACUCGUAAGGAAACCUGAAACUGAGUUCAAUGUUGUUGUGCUUCAAUUGAACGGCAUUGAGCAGCCAAAAGAGUCGGUUCAUGUUCUCAAUGUUGGAAGGCUGCGGAUGAGACUUACUAAAGGGAAGUCAGUAGUUGCCAAGGAAUUCUAUUCCUCAUCAAUGCAGUUAUGCGGUGUUAGAGGUGGUGGCGAAGCAGCCUCGCAGGCAAUGUUUUGGCAACCCAGCAACGACCUCAGCUUGGUGCUGGCCUUCGAGACCGCUCGAGAACGCAACACAGCCAUCAUGCUUGCUCGGCGAUUCGCCAUAGAUUGCAAUAUCAUCCUUGCUGGGCCAGGCGACAAAACUCCCUGGUGAAAGGAACCUGUAGUGCUCCUCGGCCAAUCCAACGGCUCCUGUCGGUCCACGACCCGUACAGUGAUGUACAUUUGCGUGCACAGCGUGUUUGCACCAGCUUCUCUAGUUCCCUUGUUCAGUCCGGGCUGUUCUGCUCGUCCUCGUGUUGUAGGUUUCCGAAAGAAGGCGCCGUGCGCACAGUUUUAACCGCCUCGGCGCCGUCUUUCUAUCUCACUGUGCUGUGUUGUGUCAGUUGCGAGCGUUGUGAUCUGUUGCUAGCAGCUGCAGCAGUAAUCUAUGCUUGAUGCGGUACACAUCUAAUUGUGUUCGACGUAUGUUAGUGCUGAUGUUGAAGCAAUGAGGUAAUGUGUAUGCAUGGGGAACAAAGCUUCUCCACCCGCCCUGGUUGCGGGCCCAAA